AUGAACGGCGUGCUGGACUGGGAGUUCACCUACGCAGCCCCCACAGGGUUUGCUUAUAGCCCGCCAUUCUGUUUACUACUCGAGCUUCCAGAACUCUGGAAACAGGGUUUAGAUGAUUGGUCAGCAAGAUAUGAGAAGGUGCUGCCGGUGUUUUUGAAAGUGUUGAAGGACAAAGAGCAAGGAGCAAUUGACCGAGGUAUCAUGAAAGGGAGCGAUCGACUGUCAGGAUAUAUGCUGAAAAGUUGGGAAAGUGGUGACUUCUGGCUUGAUUACGCUGCUAGAAAGAGCUGGGCAUUCGAUAUGAUAUACUGGGCCAAGAUCGAUCGGAGGUACUUUGGGAAUGGCAACUUGAGCGGUCGGGUCAAGCUCUUGACUCCUGAUGGGAGGGCGGAGAUGGAAGGGUUUGUGCAGAUGAAGUUGAAGGCUGAGGAGGAGGGUGGUCUACCUGAUUAA
Messenger RNA from Aspergillus luchuensis, 453 nucleotides. RefSeq lists its product as uncharacterized. The record is from RefSeq and is a predicted model, not a curated record. Lineage: Eukaryota; Fungi; Ascomycota; Eurotiomycetes; Eurotiales; Aspergillaceae. The transcript has a single exon. Bases 1 to 453 code for a protein of 150 amino acids.